ACAAUUUGUUCAAAUAACUGUAUAAAUAUGUUUUUUUUCUUUGAUUUGAUUUCUAAAACUAGUGGCACGUAAUGUUAAACUGAAAUAAUAAUUCAAAACCUAGUGCAGUAAAGCAAUAAAACUCCUUUUAUGCCUAACAACGCCAUUCAACUUCAUGUCGAUCACGCCUCAGACAUGGGACACCAUAGUGAUAGGGCUGGGUUCAGCAGGCACCACCGCUGCCUCUACUCUCGCCAGCGCUGGUCGAAGGGUGCUGGCGUUGGAAGCUCAGGACAGGAUCGGUGGAAGAGUUUGGACUGUGCCCUUUGGUGAUGGAAUCGUGGAGGUCGGCGGUGAAUGGAUUCACGGCACAGAAAACAGCAGCGUUUACGAAAUAGCAAUGAAAAACAAUAUAACGGUGUUACUGCAAGAGCCAAAUUUCAAAAUAUACAAAUCCGACGGCAGCGAGAUGAGCGUGGAUCUGAUGAGAGAGCUGGUGGAAUACGGUCUGGAGCAGCAGGAAUACCCGCCCGAGAAACCGGAAGCUAUGGGGGAUUUUAUAUCCAGGAAACUAAUGGACUACAUCAAAGAGAAGCACCCAGACAUCCUCCGAGACCAGGGAUUCCUCACAGAACUGUUUGAGCAGAUGAACUUCUUCGUAAACAGUCUCGAAGCCUCCAAUAACUGGAAUGAUGUCAGCACAGAGACGACCUUCGUGACACUCAAUGGACCACAGACCAUGAGUUGGCACCGAAAUGGAUAUAAGACUUUCUUUGAACUUUUAUUGAACACAUAUGAUAACGGCCCAGGCUGGCCAACGUUAGAAAUUAAAUUGAACAAAGAGGUAACUCAAAUAAAAUGGCCGAAAGACUCGACGGGUAAAGUGGAGGUAGUGUGCAAAGAUGGCGCCGUUUAUACAGCUGACAAUGUGAUAGUCACCGUUUCUCUCGGAGUCCUGAAGGAAAGAUACACAACACUCUUUUCACCACCGCUUCCCGAGGAGAAAGUGACAGCUAUAGACAAGUUAACAAUAGGCGUGGUGGGGAAGACCAUUUUCUCGUUCCCGGAACGGUGGUUUCCGGAUGUGAACUCAUUUUCCUUUUUCUGGAAUGCCGAAGACCGCGAGGAGUUUAAGGAUGAUCCGUGGAUGAUACAAAUGAAACAAGUGGGCAGGCCGAUGGGGUCCAAUAAUACCUUAACCUUCUGGGCCAAUGGAGAUGUGGCUAAGCUGAUAGAAACUUUACCGGAAACUGUCGUGAAGAGCAAACUGAUGCUACUCUUAAAUAAGUUCAUGGGAAAAAGCAUGAAAAUACCAGAACCCACUGGUAUGAUCAGAUCCACAUGGUACUCCAACCCGUUCACGCGAGGCUGCUAUUCUUACGACAACCUCCAACUGCAUGACUAUCCGAAUGCACGCGUGAUACUGUCGGAGCCCAUGCUAGAUGCCACGGGGAGUCCCAAGGUGCUGUUUGCGGGCGAGGCCUCGGAGCCGAGGCGCUUCGCCACAGUGAACGGCGCAAGUGACUCCGGGCGGCGGGAAGCCCUGAGAUUAUUGCCAGAUAUAAAAUUUAAUAGUUCAGUGUUUUAAAGUGUUGGACUUAAAAAUAGACGAAACUCCCAACUAUCAUUAAUGAACUUUGGUUUGACAAACCUUU
This is a messenger RNA of Pararge aegeria (speckled wood butterfly), 1634 nucleotides long. RefSeq names its product spermine oxidase-like. Bases 155 to 1567 code for a protein of 470 amino acids. NCBI's taxonomy places the organism in Eukaryota, Metazoa, Arthropoda, Insecta, Lepidoptera, Nymphalidae. The transcript has 8 exons. Gene Ontology annotation, molecular function: polyamine oxidase activity. The record is from RefSeq and is a predicted model, not a curated record.